AUGUAUUCCACGAGGAAGAGUUUGGACAAAAUAUUGCAAAUAUAUAAAAAUGAAAUUCGCCGGCAAAUUAGCAAGACCACCAGCGUUACUAACUCCGACGCAAUGGCACCACGGCUGGAUCAGUCGACGCACAAGCCCCAAACGAGCGAAGAAACUGGAAUCCCUAAGAAAUUGCUGAUGUUGCAGAAAUAUCACAGAUUCCUGUCCACCCUCACGCCGCAGCAAAUGCCCUUGGCUGCCCGAGGACUGGCCGUCUCCAAAGACCAGUCCCGGGAGUUCAUGGCUUGCUUCCCGGACAUCGUGAGGGACCUCACAAAGACUGGCAAGCAUAUUGAUGUGCCGGAAGCCAGCAAGUGGUUGGCCAAGCUGUUGCAGUACAAUGUGCCAAAUGGGAAAAAGAACCGUGGCUUAGCGACCGUUCUCGCUUACAAAAUCUUGGAGAAACCAGACAAUCUGACGCCGGAAAACGUGCACUUGGCGAACAUCAUGGGAUGGUGCACGGAAAUGUUCCACACACACCAGCUUCUUCUCAACGAUAUCAUGGACAGUUCCGAGAUGCGUCGUGGUGCGCCAUGCUGGUACCGUCGUCCCGAAGUUGGUCUUAGUAGUAUUAAUGACGCCAUUUUUGUUCAGUCCGCAAUGUAUUCAACUUUGAAACGACAUUUCUCCGGCAAAUCCUACUAUAAGAAUGUGCUGGAGAUGUUUAAUGAGAUGUUGCUUAAGUGUUCCAUCGGUCAGCAUUUGGAGAAGCAAAUGGCGAAGACCGAAAAGCCGGACCUGUCGCAGUUCACAAUGGAGAAUUACGAGGCAAUCACAAAGUACAAAACGGCUUACUACACGUUCCAAAUGCCGGUGGGCUUGGCGCUUUUAAUGACCGGAGUGGACGAUCCAGAGACGCACAGACAGGCGAAGACAAUUCUCUUAGAAAUGGGAGAGUUCUUCCAAAUACAGGAUGAUUUCUUAGAUUGUUUUGGGGAUCCGGCGGUGAUAGGAAAGAACGGCAGCGACAUUCAAGAUGGUAAAUGCACAUGGCUGGCCGUUGUAGCGCUGCAGAGGGCGACACCAUCGCAGCGCCAAAUCAUGGAAGAGCACUAUGGCAGCUCCAAGCCGGAGGAUGUCGCGAUGAUCAAGGAUCUCUACGAGGAACUUCAGCUCCCUCAUACAUAUUCCGUUUACGAAGAAGCUACUUAUGACCUCCUCAGGACACAAAUUCAACAAGUGACUAGAGGACUUCCACAUGAUUUGUUUUUUAAAAUCUUGGAUAACAUCUUUAGGAGAAGUAUC
Iphiclides podalirius (scarce swallowtail) is the source of this 1284-nucleotide messenger RNA. The record is from the annotation of a GenBank genome assembly. Lineage: Eukaryota; Metazoa; Arthropoda; Insecta; Lepidoptera; Papilionidae.